AUGGGAGCAGGAACACCAGCGUCAGAAAAGAGGCGAUUAUUUUGGAAAUUUUGGCUAACUACAAAUUUUAUUUUUUAUCUUCUACUUAUAGUGACUGUCAUCACAGUUUAUCGCUCGCAUGAACAAGGGCAGGUUUUAAUGGUGACAUUUAUUGUCAUCAUCAUAGUAGAACUAAUUUUACGUAUUUAUAUUAUAUUUCAACUUCGGUCUGCAGUUGGAUUAACUUGUUACGAGGAUUUCUGUAUACUACUUUAUAAAGAAGUAAAUAAAAUGACAGUUGAUAAAGUUAAUUCUAUUUCAGAUAUGUUUUCGAUAGCAUAUCUAGCAGUUUUAUGUUGGUCAAUUUACAAUGGAUACUCUGGAAUUAAAAGCGAUCCUAACACCAAAAAAAAUUUUUUGAUCUCAGCAGGAUUAGUGACAAUCAUAGCGCUUAUUAAGGUUUUUGGCCUUUUAUAUUCUGCUUGCAAGAUUUGUUGUGGCCAGAAAAGUGUUGAUCCACACCCGCCACCUUAUAAUGCAUAA
This is a messenger RNA of Dentiscutata erythropus, 522 nucleotides long. The record is from the annotation of a GenBank genome assembly. Lineage: Eukaryota; Fungi; Glomeromycota; Glomeromycetes; Diversisporales; Gigasporaceae.